Kwoniella shivajii is the source of this 555-nucleotide messenger RNA. Its product is annotated as ribosomal protein L22. Gene Ontology annotation, biological process: cytoplasmic translation. The transcript has 6 exons. Gene Ontology annotation, molecular function: structural constituent of ribosome. Lineage: Eukaryota; Fungi; Basidiomycota; Tremellomycetes; Tremellales; Cryptococcaceae. The coding region runs from base 1 to 555 and encodes 184 amino acids. Gene Ontology annotation, cellular component: ribosome; cytosolic large ribosomal subunit. The record is from RefSeq and is a predicted model, not a curated record.
AUGGUUCGAUACGCCUCUGCCCACGUCGUCGCCGGCAACCCCGAGAAGUUUGCCAAAGCUCGAGGAGAGUACGUCAGGACUCAUUUCAAGAACAUGCGAGAGGUUGCCGCUGCUCUUACUGGUUUACCCCUUAAGAAAGCUUACACCUACCUUGCUGAUGUUCAAGACCACAAGCAAAUCAUCCCUUUCAGACGUUUCGCUGGUGGUAUCGGUCGAGCUUCUCAAGCUAAGCAAUUCAAGACCACCAAAGGUCGAUGGCCCGAGAAGUCUGUUCAAUUCAUCCUCCGUCUUCUUAAGAACGCCGAGUCCAACGCCGACGCUAAGGAUCUCGAGGUUGAGGAAUUGAUCAUCAAGAACAUCGUCGUUCAACAAGCUCCCAAAACCCGACGAAGAACUUACCGAGCUCACGGUCGAAUCAACCCUUACCAAGGUCACCCUUGUCACAUCGAAAUCAUCCUCUCCACCCCAUCAUCCGAGGUUCCCAGAGCCAAGGACCUCGACGUCACCAACACCAGCUCAAAGAAGGGAAAGACCAUCGCCGCCAUUGAGGCAUAA